Messenger RNA from Eruca vesicaria subsp. sativa (arugula), 762 nucleotides. Lineage: Eukaryota; Viridiplantae; Streptophyta; Magnoliopsida; Brassicales; Brassicaceae. The record is from the annotation of a GenBank genome assembly.
AUGGACGAACUAGAUGGAGAAAGACAAGAUUUCACGAACGUUGAAACUUUCUCUCAACUUCCAUUCUUCCGUCGUCCUCUCUCCAAAGAUAAGAGCUCUAAACCCAUUCGUCUAUUCGGAAAAUAUUUCACCGGCGGAGAUUACUUCGGUGAAGACCACACAGAUUCCUCCAAGACCUACAAUAAAGAAGAUAAAGAAAAAGAAGAAGAAGACCAAACUGAAGAUAACGGUAAGGACAAUAGCAUGAGCAUCAACAACAGGAGAUUCGAGUGUCACUAUUGUUUUAGAAUCUUCCCUACUUCACAAGCCCUAGGUGGACACCAAAACGCUCACAAACGAGAACGUCAGCUCGCCAAACGUGGUACUUCCUCUUACUUUCAUCAUCCCGACGCUAACCUCUACGGUUACCAUCACUACCCAUCCUGGAGCAGCGGCUCAUUACCGGCCGCUAGGUUCUAUGGAGCUGGACACACUUUAGGCACGUCAUCCUCUUAUGACACACGACCGAUCAAUGGGAGUCCAUUUGGACUAUGGCUUGUACCGCCUUUGUCUUCCAGUGUUAGAGGCAGUUAUAACGCAAACGCAGUGUUUACUAGUCAUCAUGAUUCUUAUAAUAACUCGACUUCACCGUUAUUGACCAGUUCUCAGCCGCAUCCACCGUUACAUGUGGGUGGCUUCGCAGCUCAGGACCGCAUGUCCUCAUACCGGCACGGUUUGGGACUCAGUGUGAAGGAUAAUGUGAGUCUGGAUCUUCAUCUUUAA